CUGCAGUGAUCGAGCUCAUGCUUCUGGUCUCAAAACACUUGACCUCGAACGGUGGCCAAGCGCUCGAAUAGCAGCGACGUGGAAGCUCCUGCGCCGCAACCAGCCUGAAUUCCUCAGCCGAGCAAACCAAGCAGCGAAAGCGCUCGCACUUAUCCCCAGCCGCAGGUACCCGAGCACCGAACACCACCGCACUCUUCCCCAGCGCAAACGAAGCGAAAAACAAGCAUGGCGCGCCGCAGCGGCAUGAUGCUCCUCCUGCUCUCCGCGGCGCUGCUUGCCGUCGCCGCGGCCGCGACCGUGCCGCCGCCUUCGUGCGAGCGCAUCGAGUGCCCGGCGUACGAGGUGGUGGACAGCGCCAACGGGUUCGAGAUCCGCCGGUACACGGACGCCAUGUGGGUGUCCACCGCGCCCAUCGAGGACAUCUCCUUCGUCGCCGCCACGCGCACCGGCUUCCUCCAGCUGUUCAACUAUAUCCAGGGGAAGAACGCGUACAACGAGACCAUCGAGAUGACGGCGCCGGUGCUGACGCAGGUGUCGCCCAGCGACGGGCCCUUCUGCGCCUCCUCCUUCGUCGUCAGCUUCUACGUGCCGGCGAAGAACCAGGUGGACCCGCCGCCGGCCGAGGGCCUGCGCGUGCAGCGGUGGGCCGGGGCCAGGUACGCGGCCGUGCGCCGGUUCGGCGGCUUCGUGGCCGACGCGGACGUCGGCGAGCAGGCCUCCCGGCUCGACGCCAGCCUGCAGGGGACCAGGUGGGCCGCUGCCGUGAACGAGGGCCGCAGGGCGGACCCGGCGUCGUCCUACACCGUGGCGCAGUACAACUCGCCCUUCGAGUUCAGCGGCAGGGUCAACGAGAUAUGGAUGCUCUUCGACGCCACGGAGGCCUCCAUGUAGUGUAAUUAAGCCUCGAAGACGUGCAUGAAACGAAGAGUAGCUGCUGGUAUAAUGCAGUGUCUUCUCAGCGGAUGAAUAAUGGCUUGAACAAGUGCUCAAGUGAAUACUGUUUUGCACUGUAUUUACUUGCGAGUAAUAAGAUGACUUUGUUGUUGUAACAGGAACAAUGCUCGUAAUAUGCUUUGCUCAUGGUAAAUUGAUGUCACUGGUUUUCUUUUCUGAUAUCAA
Molecule: messenger RNA, 1119 nt
Organism: Phragmites australis (common reed)
Lineage: Eukaryota; Viridiplantae; Streptophyta; Magnoliopsida; Poales; Poaceae
Exons: 2
Coding region: 226-891 (221 amino acids)
Source: RefSeq, a predicted model, not a curated record